AUGGGAUCGCAGACGUUAGAAAUUCUAAGGCAGGGAGUUUGGGCCUCACUCACUGGCGGUUGGUUCUUUGACCCUCAUCAAGAAAUAUUCACUAACACUUUUCAUUUUUAUCUAUGGAUGUUGUUACUUUGCCUACCGUUUUCUCUUUAUCUGGUGAGAUAAAUCAUUUCUAUAGAAAUUCUUUUUUUUUAACACUCCUUAUUUUUUUUCAAAAACAAGUUAAGAAAUGAACGAUAGAGAUAUCAAAAGUUGACGAAAACUCCGAUACUGUAGAUUUCUGCAGGUUUCUGCAGAUUUCUAGCUCAAAGUUUAUCGAUUGUUUCUUCAUAUAGAUUAUUUUGUUGCGAUUUUGAUAAAGGUUUUCUUUCGUUAUUGCAGGGCACAGCACCUUCGAUUUUGGUCUGGAUUCUGUAUUCCAUCGUUAUUGCAGUCAUUUUCUUGGCGAUAAAAUGUCUGAAUUACCGACUACACUUGAUGUUCGAUGGGGAGGAAAUACGCACAGAAAGUGAACAACAGGAAGAAGUACGAAGUGGAGAAUCGGGAGGCGACAGAGACGAGAAUUCAAGAGCGGAGGUUAGAAGCAGCACUGUGGAACAUGGAGGGGAAGUUAUUGAACUGGAGGUGAUAAACCGUUGUUCGGAGGAAGUUGCCAACGAACCCGGGGCCGAAAAUGUAGCGCAGUCGACAAGUUGUCCUUCAGGCUUACCUCCACAGCUACCUCCUUCUUCUACUUCUCUGCUUCUAAACGCAUCGUCAGUCGCAACUGCUACAAAACCUCACCAGGUCCAACUCAUAUGCUUGUUAACUAUAAUAUUUACCAGAUCUUUUCAUAACAACUCCUGAAAGCCAUUUCAUUUUUUUGUGCACACAGCCACAAGCAAUUUUCUGUGUGGUGUUUGUGAAAUAUUCUUUACCUGGUAAAUUAAUCAUGUUCACACAUUUCAAGAUAGAAAAAACAACCGCUUAUCUUUUUAUUUUUUUUAAGGCUAAUGUAUUUUUUUUGCCUCUCUGCUUGCAUCUUUUGUAAUGUAAUCAGCCUCCACUAGAACAUGACAGCUUAUCAGCUAUCAAGGUUUAUUGAACCCCACUCUCUUCUUUAAGAGGACUUUGCUUCACUUACAAAUUUUGAGUCCAUCCUCAGACUAUUUUUUGACUAGUAACUUUAAACCUUACCUGGAAAGCAAGAGGAAGGAAAAGAGAAAAAGACCAAAAUGGAACACACAAAAAAACAAAAAACACUAACAGCAACAAAAAUAAUUCAACUUCAUCAUGUGGGUUACUAGCCCCUUACAUGCAUUCCCUUCUUCACUUGUGAGUCUAAUCUCUCUGUGUGGAAUGAUUUACUUCAUUAUGUAUGACUUUAAUCAUCAAAUGUCGGAACUUGGUAAUUGCCUUCUUUGAUAUUCAUGACUGCUCUUGAAAGGGAUCUUAUUGUGCACAUCCAUAAUUUGCAGUACUUGCCAAAUGUUGGAACAGCUACUGAUGAUAAUUUAUGGUGGGAGCCCCUCUAAAACCAUUUCUCGAAGCAGCAUGUACUUUUUGUAAAACAUGAUUGAGGGAAUUCUUACACUCUGCAUUAUUUGUGUUAUCUUAGACAGCCUUGUUAUCCUUAUCUCUUUUCUCUUGCCUUGUGGAAGCCAGAGCCAUUUAUUAUGCCUCCAGUGUACAUGUACCUAGUUAUUUUCAUGAUCUGAUGUGUAAUUCUCCCUUCCUUCCUCCCUCUUUGCAAUGUAUUUUGUUGCAAAGUAAUUAAGAGAAUUUGGUGUUUUAUCAAGUCACUGGUAACACCUUCAAACUUUUAGGUGUGUCUAUGCUCAUGACAUGUUUGCCUCUGGGAGUUAAAAUUGUAGAAAACAAAGUAAAGAAAAAUUGUUGAACAGGUGACCAUGGCUUAUUGAGUUUUGAACGAAGUUUCCUGAGUUCACAUUGUGCUAAGUUUAUUGUGCCUUCAUGAUACCAGAUAGUACAUUUUGUGUGGGUGGUGCAAACUGAAAAUGCUGGGGUGUUACAAUCUCAAUUUUCCACAGGAAACUAAGAGUUUGAUUGGGAAAUGGUUUUUUAAAGAACAAAGCAGGAAAAUGGGGUUUUAAGUCCAUGUUAAAUGAGAAAAUGCAAAAUGCCUUUCUAUGCCACCUAUCUACUGAAUUGCAGUAGAAAAGUUUGUCCAGGUAAUAGGAUCAUUGUCCCAACUGGUGACUGUUUUACUCUGCACACAAACCUCAAAAUUAGUCUCAAAAUUCUUAAAUUUAUAGUAAGCCAUUGAAAACACUAAGUCAUGAAGGGUUAUGGAAAUUCCCUGAAUUUUGUAUGCUUGAGUGAGUACAAACCUCUGUGUGUUUUAUAAAUGUGAAAUGAACUAACACCUGAAUGUUAUUUUGCUCGAACAGAAUGAUCCUGAUGAAGUUGAUGAUAAACAAGAACAAAUGCAGAGAUUGGUUGAACAGGAGAGGGACCACUGGGAAAGUGAAACAUCUCUGAAUGGUGGUGAAACCAGUGAGAUUGCUGUAUUUCAACCUCCUUCUUUAAAAUCAAGAAUUAGGUCUCCACCUCUUGCUUCUCAAGUGAGCAUUGCUUCUGUUCCGUGGUAUUUAAUGAUUUGUUUAAGUUAACUGUUAAUUGUUGAAUAAUCCACUAUUCAACAAUAUUCAUUAUGCCUGUGGCAAACAGUUGUUUUGGUACAAUUGUUCAGGUAAUUAUCAGACCAAAAAGGUAAAUUUUAUUUCAUUCAUUGAUGUCCAACUUCUCACAGAAAAACUGAUUAAGAAGAGAUACUUUGUAGUCCUACUUUCUAUGCUUGUUUGCAAGAAAGACUAGUGUCAAAUAGACUUAAAUGUCUAACAAGAAGCCAAUUGUGGCUUGUUUAAUUGCAAUAGUGUACUUCAUUUGAGUGAAACUAUAGCAAGGUAUGAUACAAUCAUUGACCAGUCAGAACACUUGCAUCUCUAUUAUUAUCUAAACAACUAUACUACAGAGAGAUAAGGGAAUUAAGAAAGGUGUUCAAAAGGAAACCUCAUGCGAAAUACGUGUACAAACUUCGUGUACACUGCACAGAGACACUAUUUGAACAUUGACUGACUGUCCUUUAUGGCACAAAACCUCUUAUUCUUUUGUGUAUAUCUCUGAAAAAAGGCAACACUACGGCUAGGCCAUGCCUAGAUUACAAUUGCUCUGGCAUUUGUAAUUUCAGAGGUAAAACCAAAGCAAUUAAAUAAACUAAUCUUCCACAUGAAUUAAGGGGGUAAGUUCCUAAAGAAACUGUGGUGCUGCAUGGGUGGGAGAGUAAAGCAGGUAAUUUAGUGUUAACAACUGAGUAGAAAAUGUAAAGAGCCUCUGUAAAGAGUAAAAAAGCUGAUGUUUUGAGCAUUAGCCCUUUGUCAGUGUGAGUGGAAGAAUUGUGGGUUGUCUGUGGGUUUAUGUGGAGCUAUGCUAUUGGUGGCAGUAUGGUGACGAGAAAACAAAAAUAAAUUAGUUGAAUGAAAGGCACUAGUUGACACUGUAGGGAUUAAGAGUGUUGAUUUGGAAGAUAAAUUUUUGUUCUAGUGUUUUGUGACUUUCAGAACUGCCUAGAUAUAAGGAAAGGCUGCAGAAUGCCAUAUGUUGAAUGCUUCCUUGUCAUUUCUUUCCACGUCAUGAAGGUGUUCUCAGAAUCGGUCACCUAGUUGUCUUCCUCUUUCACCAAUGUAUAACUUAUUGCAAUAAGUGUAAGUUAUGCCGUAAAUGACAUUGGCAGAGGUAAACGUAAAGUGAUCAGUGAUCUUUAUGGAUCUCUUGUUAAACCAGUCACUAGACACUUGAAUCUCCCUAAUCCUUCUAAACAACAUAUGGCAGUUUGUGGCACAUGAAUUGUCUUUUAUGGUAGCUUGCCCAAGGCUCUGAGGAGCUUGUCUAAAAUUACUUAACAUUUAAACUGACAUUUUCUGCAUCUAGAAAAUCUGUUGCAUGUGCAGCAGAAUUCCAGCUUAAAAGAUCUGGAUUCAGGAAGGGUAGAAAGUUAAUAACAAUUUGAUUUUAAAGUCAGACUUUAGCUUUAUUGUAUGCUGUAAUUUUUUUUUUUUUAUUUCAGUGAAGUGGUGAAAAAUCUUAACAUAAUCACUUGUGAGCCUUUUGUAUGCAUUUCUUUCCAUACAAAAUAUUAUAAUUAUUAUGGAAUUAAAAAAAAUAAGGAAAAUACUGUUUGCCGGCUAUGCAUAGUUAAACAUUUCCUUUUUUUUCAUGAUUGUUCAUAUUGUUUACUUGAUUUUUUCAAUAGGGAAGUGAAGAACAAGGAAUAAAUAAAGUAGAAUGUUAUGGUACGUAUAUCACAGGAAAAUUAAGUAUAAAUUAUUUGGAACAUUUUUGCCAAAUUCAGCUGUGAUUCUGUUAACCCAGCCUGUAAGAGUGACUAGGAACAAAUGUCUCCUCACCAUACCUGCCCAGAAUUACACAUUGAGUUUACUAGAAUUAAGGAAAUGAUCACAAACUAAAGAAGCUCUUGAUUGUUAAACAAAUUCUCCUUAACAGCACCUCAGGAAUUGAAUAGAGAUCAGUAUUGAGAAAAUGUAUACUGAUGUUAGGGUAUUAAGGGUUAAACUACUGGGACAUUAAGCUUGAUCAGCUGAAUUACUUGAAAUAAAGUUUGAGGGCCAUCAAGCAACAAACUGUGAAAUGCAAUACAUUUUGAUGUAUACUUUAUUAUAAUUAGACUCUUUACAAAUUGAAAUUAUGUAUUGAACUGUCAUGGAAGGGAACUUGAAAGCAGUAAAAUUGUAGAGCUUUUUCUUUUAGACACUGACAUUUCGUUCAUUCACUCCACAUGAUUCAAAGUGCUUGUUUCAAUAAAUUAUGAAACAUUUGGAUUUCUGUGCUUAAGGAAAUGAUAGUUUGUAACAUGUAACAGAAUGCUACAUGAUUAAGAAAAGCUCAACCAUGAAUUGUACUUUUCCACAGAUUUAGAUGAUGGUGGUGAAGAUGGAGACACAGUUGUUGUUUCUUGUCGGAAUAGCAGAAUCAAGGAGAGAGAGGUACAAUUAUAAUAUUGUAAUAGUUUAUUUUAAUAACUAAUCCUUUCAGAUUGUUAAAUGCGUAAUGAUACUCUUGUUUUAUUACAAACAAGGUUAGUGAAGAAGGCUAGCUGUUUGCACCAGUUUAUUCAUAACACAUUCUCUCGGUACUAAAUCUAAUGUGUCUUAGUUAUAAAAAUUAUUUCAUUUAGUUGAACCUGUGAACUGAUCAUGGCCUGCAGUCUCCUUAAGCCAAAUAUGCCUUUUGAGAACAUGCACAGUAAGAAUUGUGCACUUAUAGAAACCUCCACCUUUUUUUAAAAAAAGUUUCUCUGCUGCUCUAUUCACUGUUAUUUCUUUUUCUCUGUUAAAGUCAUUCUGGUGAGUUUUUACAUUUUAAGCCAAUAUCACAAACCUUGUAAACUAUUCAGUGACAUAAAACUGUUGCUCCAAAUUUGGAUUUGAUUAGCUUAAGGAGACAAUUGUUUAUAAACUGCAUUGAGUUAUUGCUCUGUAAUUGAUGAUUUAUCUAAAACAUGUAUGACUGGUAAUUAUUGGUUCUCCAUAGAUAAGCUUUGCUGAUGAAUUAGAGAAAACAGACAGAUUAGAAAACAGUAUUAGACAGAGGUAAGUCAAGGAGCAACAUACAUAAAUUACUGUACCACUAGCAUGUGCAGCAGCAUGACUCUCACAUUUCAGUUUGUAAUGUUUUGUUCAUGAACCAGGUCCAUGCACUUUUGGUGUGUGUGUUUGUGUGUGUUUAGCUAAUAAUACUCAUUUUCCCUUAAAGAUUCACUUUCUAGGCUUCCACUUGGAAUGCUUUUUAGUUAUUUUCAGUUGUGAUCUGUUACACCAGUAUGGUCCAUUUUGUACAGCUAAUGGUUCUAGAGUAUAUUUUGUUUUCUUCUUAGUCCAAGUGGUCAGAUAGAUUCUUGUGAGACAAUCCCUGAACAUGCCAAUGGUAAGAACUUAACUGUGUGACUAUUUCAUUUCUUCCAAGGAAUAGGUUUUUUUGUUUUUUUGUGGUACCAUUUUCCAGAGUUUGGAAAUACAGCUUGAGAGGCUCAGUUUAAAUGAGAUGUCUACUGAGAAGCUCUGUGGCAAUGAGUCUUUAUAAGAAAGGUGUUUAAAAAUGAUGUACCUAGUUGCUUGCGGAGGAGAUGUUUAUGUAGAGUUGUCUGUCUGGAAGAGGUGGCUAUCUAGCCGAGGUGUCUUUCAAGUAGAUGUGUUGUUACAAGAGAGGUGUUUGCUUAUAUGAGGUGUCUGCCUCAAAAGGGCAAGGUUUCCACUCAGGCAUGUUUUGGUUCAGGCACAGUUUCAGCCAUGGAAGAGAUCCCAUCUCUGGAGAUGUUUUUACUAAUAACCAGAUAAUAAAAAAGAUGAGUUGUAUGUGGCUAAGAUGCUGAAUUUGCAUCCAGUUCCUGAAAGUUUCUGUCUACAUUGAGUUCUGUCAGCAAAUGAUUGACUGUAUUUGAUUGACUCACCCUACAUUACUAAAAAAGAGAAAAGACAAUUUCUCCUCAAGUAUUCCAAAACAAUAUUUGUAGGGUGUUAUGUUAAUUUUACAAGUCAAAAAAUUCUCAUCAGUAUCAAUCUGUUGUGAUUGUUGCACAUAAUCCUGUAAAUGUAUAAUGAUAAUUACGCUAACUGCUUUUAUUUUUUAGACUACGAGUCCACUAUGGAAACUGAUGAUACCUUGGAGGGAGCGGUGGGUGGGGAGAGUGAACAUCACACAAGUCAAGAGCAGACAGACUUGGAAUCAGACAGCAAAGGUAACAUAUUUAAUUUGAUUCGGGGGUUUCCACAGAAUUUUUGUCUGGUUUCUCUAAUUUGUACUCUUUAGUGAGAUGUACACUGCAAGAGCUAUGUGUGUAGAUGUCUUGUCACGAAACCAAAUACAGGAAUUUUCAACUCUUCUGAGGGUGUGAACCUGUACCUUUUGAUUCAGUGCUCAGUAUGUUAACCAUUACAAGAUUUGCAUCAAUCUGCUGUAUCAUCAGGCAAAACAAUGAUUCACCUAUAGUGCAGUGAACCAUGGGGAAAUUGUUAAUCCUGCCGAUGAGAUUUUGUCCCCUUAAACACAUCUUUUAACUCCAGACACCAACUCAGUGACAGAAAUGAUAAUGUAUGUUAUAUAUUUUUAGAUACCCUAAGUGACCUUUCCACACUCCCCUUACCUAUCUUGGACAGCCACAUGGAGUCACGAUCUGUUCCUGGUCUAGUUGUGUCAGACAUAUGGAAAUCCACUGAAGAAGCCAAUCGUGGCCUUCUUUUGCAAACCAAAAGUGAGGGCUCUAAUGUCAAUGGUGCAAAUAGUCCAAGGAACAUAUAUCAGGCCCUUGUGUCAGUCCUAGAAGGCCACAGCUCUCCCAGACAGCAGGCAAGUUCAGGGGACAUAAAUGUUGGGGCAUCAUUUGGGUCCAGACUUGGUACCCAAUCAGGAAUUGAAAGUAGGUCUGGAUCAGAGUACGAAGGUGCAAGUCUAUCUCGCCAUGAAUCACAAAGUGAUAAAUCUGUAGGCCCAAGAAUGAGGUCAAUAUCAGACAUUGUACGAGAAACAGAAGAGGCUGGAGAAAGAGAAGAUGACAGGCGGGUGGGAGCAUCUCCUUCAAAUUUGGACACUUUGUCAUUGCAAGACUCUGGAAGAUUUCAUAAUCCUUCAACAAGCUCACAACCGGAAUCAAUAGAUAGUGUUAGUGUUGUUACGAUGAACAAAGACACUGCUUCCACUGUUGCACAGACAGGAAGCAUAGGGGAACCUGAAGGAUCAGGAAGAGAAAGCUCAGACCUCAUAUUAGCAAGGCGCUCCUCCUCUUUAGCUCGCAGAAGGAGAACAAGCUUACAGAGAAGGAGGAGAGCUGAAACAGGUGGUAUUAGACGUCGUAGACACAAUGAAUCUGGAGUGCUGGCUGAUAUGCUUCUUCAAGCCGUUGACAGUGGUGGUGGUGGUGGGGGUAGUGCUUCAACUCAUGUAGCAUCUUCACAUGAUGAUACCUCACCAGGAGCUAUGCAUUGCUUUCAGGAUGAGUUUGGUAUGCGUUUUUUUUUUGUCAUGAAAAUGAAUUUUUUGUGGGUUUUUCUUCCAAUUGUGUCAAUUCCUCUGAUUCGGUUUGGAUCUGAGAGAUAUUCCCUCUAUCAGAUUUACACUGUACCUGCAGUACCUUGUAAUAUUUUGAUCCAUGAACCAAUUAAGGCUGAGAAAAAAACAAAUCAACACUCCUUAAAGAUGGAGUAGUAGCAGUAGUAGUAGUAAUAGAUUUUGAUUUUUUUUUUCUUGGAUAUAGACACUGUUUACAGUGUUUAACUACUUGUCUGUUGCAUCUCAUUAUAGCUCUGACUUGGUAGUAUUUGUUCAUACAAACAUUGAAAAUGUAUCUGCACACAAUAUUUGUCAAAGAUAUUUUUACGUCAUUCACCAGUGAUCAAAGGCAAUAAGUGCACAGUGAUUGUAACCAAUGUCUUUUGUUCUGUAGGUGUAUGGCAGACCUAUAUAUUCAAUUCUGAUUCACCUUACAGUGCUGUGCUACAACCCACUACUCAGUCUCCUUUGCGAAUCAGGGACUUAGUUGGUAGAGACACCUGGUAUGAUAAAAGAUUCAUCGUUUUAUUGUGAAGCAUAUGGGAAUUUCCAUGCCCCUACUCUUACAGACAUUAGUAGAAAUGUGUGAAUGAAGGAGACUGGAGAUUUUCCUGAAGUUACUAUUGUAGUCUGUUUCGGUCUCCCUAUGAUCAAACCAUUGUAUAGUUAAGGAAAAAGGAUUUUGAAUAUCUAUGAAAUAUAGUUGAAAUGGAGGAGUUGUGGAGUCCUAUUUGCAAUGAACAGGUAACUUGCUUUUUAAGAAACCAAAGAGCUGUGUUAGCUGGCCAGAGAAACAUUUAUCAAGUAUAAGUUAGAUGAUAAAGGAAUAUUGAUCACUGAGGGGAUAUUUGAAAUGACUGUGGUUGAAGUAGUGCCACUUUUGAUGACUGUGUUGUCUUAGUUUGGAAUUCUUCUCUCCCUCUGCCUCACAUAACCAUUAACCACAAAGAUUAAAUGCCUAUAGCCUUGCAUUCUGGAAGAGAAGAAGUUUACAAUGACCAGUAGGCCUUUAUGGCAUUGACUUCCGGUAGUAUUUGUGCUUGCUAUGAAGAAAAAGUCUCAUUUAUGGCAGUACCCAUGGGAUCUUUGUUUUAGUUGUUAAGACUGAAAAUUUUUUUUGUUGCACUCAAGGGAAACAAGUAGCUCUGCAUCAACAGUUGUUGUUGAUCACACCACUUCACCCAGAAAUCCUCAGUCACACUCAUCAUCUGUGCGUCGUGGGUCUUCUCAGACAAGAUGGCAGGAAACCAUCUCAUCAGCUAGCCUUCCUUUCACCCGGCCAACAUCUGUGUCAUCAACAAUAAAACCUAGGCCUCACUAUUUCAAAUUUCAGCUUUUUCCUGGAAAAUUCAUGAAGAUCAAAUUUGAUCGACUUGCUCUCCUUGCUCUAAUGGACAGGUACAAAUUUCCAACCCUACUUCUUACUGAAAUAACCACAAGAUCUCAUCAGUAAUUCUCUUUACUUUCUGCCAUACAAUUCCUGUAAAGUUAGUUCAGAGAAUUUGAUAUUAGAUCAAUAAUAAUCCCCUAAUUUUUUUUCUUUAUUGUCAUCACAUGCCAAUGACUACUUGAUAUUUCAUUGAUAUUGUAAGAGGAAAUUUUUUUCAUGGUCACUCCAAGGAGUUUAAGGGGCUAAACAUUAUGCAUUAUUUUUCUUGAUUCCAUUGUUUCUUAUAGAUAAGCAUUCCAUGUUUUAAUACAAAAUGUACAUUUUUUGGUGUACUUGGCUUGGUUCAAUUUUAAUAUUUCUUUCUUGAACCAAGGAUAAAUUUGAACCAUGUAAUGUAUACAGUAUGUUCACUUUCAACCAAUGAGAAUAUUUUAAUUAUUUCAAGUGGUAGUUGUACUUUUAUCAUUUUCAAUAUUCGUGCUAUUUAUUCUGUUUUUCAUGUUUGACAUUAUCAUAUACAUCCUGAGGGGUUUGAUACUGCCUUCAGUAAAUAUUAGUGAAACAGAUCCAGGUGCUUAUUCUCAGUAUUAUUAAAUCAAAAGAAGUAAUUUUGCUCCAAAGUUUACGUAAGAGGAGAUUUUUAUUUAUUGAUCACCAUUGGUAGUAACACAUGUACCAUUCUAUUUACAGGAACAAAUACAUGAUAGAAGCAGCAGUGUCUGUAUUGUUGGCUGUUCUUGUGGCAGUUCUGGGUUAUUGGCUUCUGUUGGCAGACUUCUUUAGAGACUUCUGGAUUUUUGUGUUUUGUUUUGUGCUGGCUGGAUGCCAAUUUUCUCUUAUUAAGGUUAGAAUACUGUUACAGUCAAUAUGGUGGGUCAUGAAUUGUUACUAGUCAAAAUGUUGAAUACAGUAUCAGGAAUUAUCAAAAAUGAACUCAUGAAGCAUGUUAAUUGUAAAAUUGCAUGGGAUGAACAGUUCUGUCAUGCACUUUACCUUCCUUAGCUCUAAGCUCCAAGAAAAAAUUCUGGGACUUUCUAUUACCAAGGGUAAAGUUUGAGGGGAAGGAAAUAUUACUCGAGGGUUGGGAGUUAUUUGGAAUCAGCUGUCAAUUAUAACUAGCAAAUAAUUUACUUAACAUCUCCAAUUUUCCGGUGUACAAUGCUUAUUGUCCACUUUGACAUCAAUGAACAGCAAUGUCUAUACUUGUAAUGUAAGAUGUUUUCUUUGAACAACCAAGGAAGUGGUGUUUGAAUGUAAAACACAAGAGCUGCAAGAGACUGUGUGGCUGUCACAGCAGUUGAUUUGAUGCAUGUGGUUAGUUGAAUAUGUUCUCUUCAAACUUCAAGUGUGUUCAAUGAAAGGUAUUCUUCUGAGUUGUGAAAGCUCAUUGGAUUAAUUAUGGGGUUGACCUGCAAAGAAAACAUAAGAAUUAAACAGAAAAAGUGAAGUUCUCAAAGAAAAUUUAUAUCAGUUUGCCACAUUUGUCCACAGAUGAUAUAUUAGCAACGUAUAAUUAGAUAGAUGUCAGAAAAAAUUAAUAAUAAAAUAAACAUCUAUGUCUUAACCAUUUUUCCAGAGUGUUCAGCCUGAUGCUGCCUCUCCAACACAUGUAAGUACUAUGCCACCUUUUAAGUGUUGUUACCAUGAAUUCUGAUUGAUUUUAGUAUCAGGAGAACAGCAUCUCCCACAUGUUUUAUUCAUGUGGCUGCUUUCAUCAUUUCAACGCAGUAAUUAUCUAAACUAUCUCUGGAAGUGCAUUGUCAUGUUUAUUAUUUUCAUAAUAUACAUUGAAAUUUUCUUAAACUAAAUAGAGCCAUGUUCUUUCCUCAAUUCUAGGGACACAAUCACAUGAUUGUGUUUAGUCGGCCAACAUAUUUCUGUGUUUUAGCAAUAUGUAUUCUUACCUUGGACAAACUGACUCAGUCUGAAGUGGUUACAGUCUCAUUAUAUGGUAUCCCAUUUGCCACUAAUUCCACUCUGACAUACACAAGAGACUUUCUGAUUGGUAGGUAGUGCUAUCAACUUUUGGUAUAUACAUGUACCUCACAACUGAGUGGUAACAUUUAGUCUGAGUUUAGAGGUGAUUAGCAAAGUACUUUGCACCUCCAAGCAGCUUAAGAAAAAUCAACUGUCUUCCAUUUUUUACCAUAGUUGCCAAAGACAAAUUGUUUCAAAUAAAUGACUAUAAGCAGGCACAAUAAAACCCAUUAUGCUCGGGUUACCAAUCAACACAGCAUUUAGCAGGUAAUUUAGUGUUAACAACUGGGUUGAAAACGUAAAUUAGCCACCGUAAAGGGUAAAAAAGCUGACGUUUCGAGCGUUAGCCCUUCGUCGUCGCUCUGACGAAGGGCUAACGCUCGAAACGUCAGCUUUUUUACCCUUUACGGUGGCUAAUUUACGUUUUCAACCCAGUUGUUAACACUAAAUUACCUGCUAUACUCUCCCACCGACGCAGCACCACAGUUUCUUUAGAAACUUACCCCUUUAUUCAUUUAACACAGCAUUUAGUUGACUAUUGAGUCUUACUGAAUUGUGGUUGAGAUCUGUUGGAAAACAAUUCUUAUAAUCUGUUGCAAUCCAUUCAAAACCAUUUGAAUUAUAAUCACCAAGCAAUUGCUUAAGCAAAGGUCAUACAUAAGGUAUUUCAUAGGAAUACCUUACAAACAUACAAAUGUUUGUGAAGAACUUACAGGUACCCAUUUGCGCAGCUGAGUGUAAGGAGGCACUGCCACAGAACAGAACAAAACGGUUCCACCUAACCCUUGGAAAACGUGUCCUUAGAUAGUAUCCUAGGGCAAGGAGAAGCUCUCACAGGGAUUUGAAAAAACUAUGUUUGAGUCAAUUAAAUCUUUGCUUGAUUUGUUUCUCUUUUUUUGCAGGGUUUAUUCUUGGCUUUCCUUUAAUCUUCCUUGUUGGUCUCCUACCCCAAGUCAACACAUUUUUUAUGUACAUACUGGAACAAUUGGAUAUGCAUUUGUUUGGAGGAAAUGGUAAAGAUAAUUUGUUUGUUAAGUCAAUCAAUCAGUCGUCACUGACCACAGUCAGAACCUUUCUUAAGGAGGAAAACAAUUAAAGUAAAGUAUACCUAGAUUACUUUCUGAGAGUAAUGUUAUCUAUCAGUUUUCAAGAAGCCUUGAUGCAACUAAGAAUUGCACAACUGUACUCUAAAACCCACACUGUUAUUAGAAACGAACAGGGAAAAUUUAUGCUUCCUUCGUGCUCUCUAAACUUCCGGCGUGCAUCUAUAACUCGAUGUACGCACGCUAUGAACCAAUUCUUUAAUGUACAUUUUGCACUAGUUGGAACAAAUUCCAUUGAAAAUUUAGUGUGUAAUUCCUCUGACUAUAUCAUUGAAAUGCUUCAAAUUAUUUUAAUUUUUUAGCCAUUACAAGUUUAACGGGAGCACUUUGGAGUCUGUUACGUAAUCUUUUGGCGGUCUGUUUUCUUUAUGGCUUCUGCUAUGGAGCUAUGUUGGUAAGGAAACUAAAAACUUGUGAUAUUUAUCGCCUUAGGACACUGUGUCUUCCAAAUUCACGUGCUUAUGUAGGUAUAAUCUACAAAAGAUAAAGCUGGGAAUUCCCUUCAGACCUGAAAUGGGUAAACAAAACAUCCAAGCCAAGGAGGUCUAUUGAAAGUCAUCAAUCAAAAACAAAAGUAAUCGCAGCACCCAAUCAGAACAAAGGAAACACCACAAGAGGCCACUCAGAAUGCAAAGUAAAUUCACGUGGGAAAGCAAAACCAAGACAAUCCCAAAAACUUUUGCACGCAUAGGAAUAGACCUCCACAUGGUCAAAACUAUAUUAAAUGUAACGUCACAAGUUGUAACAGUGUAAGAGAGGGGAUAAGAGUGAUUGUUAAUAAUAUACCAUACGUUACUAUUGUUUUCUUUCUUCAUAGCACGGUAAAGAAGGCGGCCAACAUAUUCUGUUCUCUGUGUUCAGUGGUGUGCUCGUUGUCAUUUCGUAUCACCUGAGCCGCAGUGCCAGUGAUCCUACAGUUUUGGGGUGAGACCAAAUAGCGAGAGUCUGCAUGGCGGAGUAGUCUAACAUCCCUUUGAACCAAGAGUAUAUGCUCGGCUUACUUUGCCAGAUUUGAAAAAUACUUACGCCUCCUAAAAGAAUUUGCGAGAUCUCUCGAUCAGUUGUGUGUUUGUUCAUUUUCAUUGUUCGGCUACAUACAAUUGUUUUGUUUUUACCAAUUUUUUUUCACCUAAUAUAACGUAUUUCCCCGUUUGUGUCAUAGGGCGGUGUUCAGGAAAGCUUUUGGGAAAGAUGCUGUUAAGGAUAAUGAAGAGGAAUUUGUUGAUCCUUUGCCUGAGAAGCUUAGAGCGACUGUGGUACGUUAGCUAAUUGUCCUCUUAUUAGAGCGCUUUUCGAUUCACCGACGUACCAAAGCCUAAGUUACCACAACAGCCAAUCAGAGGGAAGGGAAAUAACGAGAACCGAUGAGAACUCAAAUUAACAACAUUCAAUCAGCUUCAAGCGCGGGAAAAAGUGGACGCCAAUUCGCGAUUGAUUUAAAGUUACUUAAAAUUACUUUAAUGGACAAUGAUUUCAAACAAUGUCGCGAGCUUGGGACGAAAAUUAUGUCUUCCCUAAGAUUCUUGCCCUAGCCACCUCUCACUUUUCUGUCGGAUGCUGUAACAAAUGAGCAACAGGGACUGAGAACUAUUUAUUGUGGCAGUAGGUAGGAAGGUGGCAUAUGUACCCUGUAUUUGCAAUCUCACCAAUCAGUUCUCUAUUGUUGAGUUACUGAGAGCAACCGAUCGUAAAAUCAUAAGGUUUGAGAUCCGAAUGCUUAAGGGAUAAUCAAACUUUGCCAUUGCUCCACGUUCGAGACAAAUGCUUAAUCAAUCACUUCUCUUAAUUUCAAGACCGAAGUCAAAAUUUGUUGUCUUGUAACUGAGUUUCUUCCUGUUUUUGACAGGCCAAGCGUCUUCAGAACGAUGUCGUUUGUUGUAUCUUCAUCUUGGUGUUUGUAUUUGCUAUUCAUCUGAGCACAGUAUUCACAGCUCUACAGGUAUGGAGUUGAUUUUUAUUGCUUAUUUGACAAUUUAUCCAAGUAUGUGGCUGAAUCUGAUAGGAUUAUUUAAUGCCUUGUAGAGUUCCACAUUCGUAAAUGACUGUGAUUAAGAGAGGUUUUGGGUUGGGUGUCUCUAGGAAGUCAGCUACCGUUACAACAUUUAAGAGUCGCUUUUGUGGUAAUGAAAAGUGCCGCUGAGUAAAAAUGAAUAUUCAAAUGUUUAUUUAGUUGGAUAGAGAAAUAAGUUGAUUCGAUAAUAGACCGAAAAGGGCAAAAAUGGUAAAAGAUAGAGAAGUCAUUUUAACUCAUCAAUCUAGAAGUGUUUAUCUUCUCCUUGCAAUAUCAAUACGAUUUACAGCAAUGACUGUAGGAGAAUACAAAAACCAAUAAACUGAGGGCGCUGUCUUGAAUUAUUACCAAAUUUUUGGAACUAAUGUCCAAAGACUUGUGUAGCAACUAGGGGGGGGGGGGAGAAUUGCGACUCAGAGCUUAAGAAUGCAAGGGUUAGACGGAAUGCAAUCGAACAGGUGAUGAAAACAACACCGAAGUGACCUUGUUUUGACUUAUUGUAUCUUUGCCUGUUGCUUUCGAUAGCCAUAUGUCAGCUAUGUGUUGUACGCUGUAGCCGGAUUACUGGGCGUCGUCAACCAUUAUAUUUGGCCUCAGCUUCACAAACCUCUUCCCUGGCUGUGUUUCGCAAGGCCCUUUCUACGAAGUCGUGAGUUCAACCAAUACGAAGUUAAAGGUUGGUGAAACAUUUUUUCGAGUUCUCUGCGUGACACAGUUCUUCUGGGUAAAAGGAACAUCUGAAUGUUCUCGAAGGUGGAACUUAUGACCAUUCGUUUGGAACUUAAAAUACUCUCCUCUGUUAUUUUCCCCUGCGUGUUGAGUUUGGAGUUUUUUUGUGGACCACCAGCGGAAAGGGGCUCUCCGAUUCAGUCUCCAGUUUGUUUGCAUAUCGUCUUAACUAAUAAGUAAAGACUUUUUGUAGUCUUACUUUAAGCAUUAUUUUCUCUUUUUUUAGCUCCAGCCAAGAUCAUGGCUUACGAAUGGGUUCACGUGUGGUUGAAUUUUGUAGAGAGGAACAUUAUUUAUCCCGCUGUAUUUUUGAGUGCACUGACAUCAAAUGCUAGCCGAUUAAUUGACAAGUUUGGCCACUUGUAAGUACACGGUUGUGUUUUUGUGUGCAAGGAAGCUCAUUUUGCCAUUCAAUUUCACUUGAUAGGGUCAUAAAACAUUAAGGGUAAGUUCCCCCAAACAUUUACCUUGGUUGUAAAAAAAAAAAUUAUCCUCGCAAGACAUUUUUCAUAUUCAGCGUCAAAUUCUUAUAAUGGUAUUUGAACGCCCUUCUUUAAGAGCAGGAAUCUUUCAAAAAAUCCGAUUUGGAACAUUCCUGAACUAAGGGAACAAUACUUUGUUUUCUUGAUUUUUUCUGUAGUGGAGGGCCAGUAGUCAUAUGUAUCGUGGGUUUGAAGCUGUUGCGCUGCUCGUUCUCAGACUCCUCUAGGCAGCAUGUGGUGUUGCUAUGGACAGUUCUCUUCUUUCACUUUGACUACAGUCACAGCUCGGAGACUUUUGUUGUGGACUAUUUCUUUAUGUCAAUAUUCAUGAGUAAGGUAAAUGUAAGAGUAAGAUAGAAACUAAUAUGCACAAUAAUGCAAAGUAUUGAGUAACAAGACGUAAAAAAGUUUAGCAAAAGCAAUAAGUUGGCGAUAAAAUUGCUUCUCAGCGAGAGAAGUUGGAGCAAUUUCAAUUGAGUGAUCCGUGAUUCCGAGAUGGCAAUGAAUCUCCUUUACUUCCCUCUGUAAUAAUUUCACUCCAUCAAUCAGUCAGAUGCAAUAAUGAAACCAAUCACGACUUGGUCGGCGGCGUUUUCCCGCACUUUGGCAGUUUCGUUGUUUUUACUUUGAAUUCUCAUUAGCCCUUAAAGGUAUUUAUUUUCUUCUGAUUGGCCGUUGACUUUGGUUUUGUGACACUCAACCGAAAAGUGAUCUCAAAUGACAUUAAUAAUCAUUUAUUAUUGUUAUUAUUAUAAUUAAUAACAUCAUUUUGUUUCUCUUUCAGUUGUAUGAACUUGUCUUAAAGGUCCGAUUCGUGGUGACGUACAUAGCUCCAUGGCAGAUCACGUGGGGCUCUGCUUUUCAUGCAUUCGCACAACCCUUCAGUGUUCCUCGUAUCCUUUUCUAGUGGUAAUCAAAUAGUGCAAUGAAUACUGAGUUGGGUCUCAGAAAGGACACAUCCUUCUUUCCCUUUUUCCUUGGAGAAUUUUAAUUUAGAGUGUUGACUCUCGAAAGAGAGGAAAGCAAAGAUUUGGAAGAGAAAGCCUUGGUACGAGAACCAGCUUUCAGCGGUGAGACGCGAACGCUCUUAGCACCUUUUUAUCCCUGAUCUCCGAGUUCAAAACAAAAAUACCUUUGAUUUUGUCUUUUCAGUCCCAGCUGUUUAUGAAGUGGAAUGUUAGUUUUGAUAUAGUCAGUAAUAAAGUGUAAUGGGUUUGAAACCGCACUUGUUCCUUUGUUACACUUAAGUGUAAAGUUUUCUUGGGCAUAACCGAGCUAAGCGGUCAAUGUUCUCCUAAAUGACCAGUGGAAACUUUUUAGUCAUGUAUUUAGUCACAGUGUGUGAAAUCGUCAACAGAAGAUUGUGUUCGUUCAUGAAGCACAUACAUGCACCACCCUUUCUUUUAUUACCAUUUUUUGCCGGCUAUCCUCACUAGUCACUGUUGCUGUUUCGAUGCUUCCUUGACAUAUUUCCCCUCAGACUCCGCCAUGCUGUUUUUCCAAGCUGUAUUGUCGUCUGUGCUGUCUGCUCCAUUGAACCCUUUCCUGGGUAGCGCUAUAUUCAUUACGUCAUACGUGCGGCCUGUCAAAUUCUGGGAGAAGGACUACAAGUAAGUAGCACGAAAGGUAUCCCUUAUGUUAAGCUUAGUUCGCGUCGCUGAGCUUUGUCAACAGCUUUCUCGACUCAGCAACACUGACGUUACAUAGAAGACAUUUUAACUCGGUAACUCCUCAACUCGAUAGCUGGAUUGACAGAUUUUUCUCCACCAACAUGGUACGGAUAAAUGCAUACAAUUAACACCAAAACGUUCCUCGUCUUAAUCGAAUAGUUAUUUCAAUAACAUUUUGGAAACUAUGCGUUUAUCGUAAUUUUCAAUUCGUAUAUAGUAAGUACAAUUCUGUCUUUCAGCCGUAGAUUUACAUAUGGUUUUUAAAGAUACAAGGAGUUAGUGUAUUAAACUAUUUUAAUGUCUCUCUUGUAUUUAGCACUAGUCGAGUGGAUCAUUCUAACACACGCCUCUCCUCGCAGCUCGACAGAAAUCCUGGUAAGUUUGUUUUUGUUUCAUGUAUUCCUUCUUUGUCCUGUUCAGUAGGGUUGCCCAGAGCCUUCAAGUUUAUUGACCAACAGCAGUUGGUCACGUGGAGGAUAUAUGAGAGAGUGGCAUUUCGCUUUCAUCUUGAGAACCACAAAUUAUCGUAUCCAAUUGGGUCCUUCCCUGUAAUGGUGCUUAACACGAACAACCACUAUCUCUCAGUUUAUCUCAGAUUCCACAAGCUGAAGUACCUAGUGUAACAAACUUCAGAUACUCCCACACCCGAUAGGCUCAACAAUCACCGUUCAGGGAGCUUAUGAUUUCCUGUUGCAUUACCUUUCCAAACGAGAAAAUCAAAGCUGGUUUUAUCAUAAUUCAACACUGGGAGGAAUGCUGGGUCAACGCGUGGAAGAAUAGUUUUGACUCCUAUCGAAGUGUUGGAAAUUGUUCCUAUUAUUUUUAUACUUAAACAGGUUGUUAAUGAAGUAGAAAAAUGACUGUCAUAAACGUAGACAAAAUUGUGAAAUGGCCCAACGACUUAGUAUGACUUUCAUUAGGACGCGCUCGUAAGAAUAUACGUAUGUAAAAAUAAUAGAUAACUAUCAUUGAUUUGACGCUGAAACGAUUUCCAACGUCUUCUUUUCUCGAAAUUCAGGAAGUGACGACAACAAUCUCAACUCUAUAUUCUACGAACAUCUAACAAGGUCCCUGCAGCACAGCCUGUGUGGGGACCUUAUGAUGGGCCGUUGGGGGCCGUUUUCUACAGGGGACUGUUUCAUGUUAGCUUCAGACUACCUCAAUGCUCUGGUUCACGUCAUAGAGGUUGGAAAUGGCCUUGUUACCUUUCAGGUUCGAGGGUUGGAGUUUAGAGGUAAGAAUUGCAUUCUUUACGACAGCCCCCCUAUGGCAAAUUGUGAAAGAGAAUCUCAGUCAUAUUAUUAACUUUCUUAUAUGGGGAACAAACAAGCAAGUUGUUUUUACGAAAUUUCCUAGUUUGAUAGAUUCUUGUGAAAAUAGGAUUACGAGGUAAAAUUCCAUUGUAAGCACAAUGCAUAAAGAAACUCACGAAAUUUUUAUCUCAAUUUUAGUUCUGAAUGUUUUCCUUUUCUUUACUAAAUCUCUUAUUAUUGCCUCAGCCCUGUUUUGAUAAUAGAUGAAUAUUCAGGAACAUUGUCAAAUCUAAACCUUCAUUUUUUGAACUUUAGGCACAUACUGUCAGCAGCGAGAAGUUGAAGCUAUCACCGAAGGAGUCGAAGAUGAUGAUGGUUUGUUUCUGAAUUUGCAGAUUUUUAGUGAAAUUUAAUGCAGCAACAACUUUCUUUUAACCUUGAGCCUCUUAUUUUCGUUUGACUUUGUCUGAGUGAUAGAAAAACUUUGGAAGUAUAUUUGCCUCAUCUUCACACCCGGCCUUCGGGCAGACUCACAGAAUUUUUUGCCAUGCCAUAGAUCUACAAUACACGAAGAAAACUCUUUUCAUAAGAAUUCACGUUCUUUCCAGUUUUUCCUCAUGUGCACGCACCAAUUGUACAUGUCUCUUAUUCAUUUACUUGUUCCCAGGUUGCUGUUGCUGUGAGCCGGGCCAUCUUCCCAACAUGCUUUCUCUGAAUGCGGCGUUUGGUCAGCGGUGGUUAGCUUGGGAAGUAAGCGCGACCAAGUAUAUCAUCGAAGGUUACAGUAUCAGUGACAACUCAGCAGCAUCUAUGUUACAAGUGUUUGAUCUGCGAAAGAUACUCGUCACUUAUUAUGUGAAGGUAUGUUAAUACUUUUAUUUUUCAUCUGUGAAAACGCUGUUUCUUUAUCAAUAUUUGAAAAUUGCUUCAUGUUGAAAGAUGAAAUGUUUUAUGCAAACAACUAGAUGAUAGUUGAUUUGAAGGGCAACUGGUUUUUCUCCACCUUUUGUCGCAAAGUUUCUUUCAAGAACGUGUAAUCGUGAAAUUUGCCUUAAAAACGUAAAGAGCAUUAAUUGGUGUGUAUCCACUAAAUGACUAAAUUAAGCUUUAGGUCUCCUGAAUUUAACACACACAACUUAACUACUGAAAACAUGGCAGCUAACCUUUCAAAGCUUUUUGAAAUUGUAAAAACCGGUCUGCUAACCCAAGCAGUAACAGUUCACCAAUUUCUGCAAGUUACAAAGUGGUCUAAAUCUCCAUGCGAGAUUGAUACUCAGCUUAUCCUGAGCUUAUCCCUGGUCUUUGGAUUGUAGCUUAAUGCAAGUCCUCCCCACCCCUUCUCCUUGGCAUUUCAUCAGGUUUCACCAAAACAGUACCCCUUCAUACUCCUGAAUGGAGUGAGGCGCUGUGAGAGUUAAGCGUUUUGCCCAAGAACACAAUAUAAUCGCCCUUUUAUGUAAUGUCCAAAGUGCCAAAGAUUGAGCUAGACGUCUUCAUUGAAUACAGUAAAAUAGUGACAUCAAAUACCUGGUGUUUUCCCUCUACAGUCGGUGAUAUUCUACACAAUUAAGUCACCAAAGCUGGAUCAUUGGUUACGUGACGAGACCUUACGUGAGCAGUUGAUGUCUGUUCAUGACCCGCAGUAUGUGGAUGUUGAUCGAUCUUUCUAUCAUAAUAUUGACGAAGAUUACGAUCUGCGACAGAGCGGCAUCUCUAGAACCAGCUUUCUCACUUGUUACUAUUCUUGGAUUCAGUACUGUGCCUCACGUAAGGAUCCGGUGAGGAAAUGUUAACAGUUCAAUCUCAGAUUAUUAAUAAUUGCAAGCAUUACACGAGACCUUUAAAAACAUUUGGUCAUCUGACCAAUGAGGGUGACUUUUCCACUGGAGUUGUAUUAUAUGAAUCCAAUAAAUAGAAAUAUUAUGUCGUUGGUGAUGUGAAUGCAACUUUCUAGGUGACUGCCACAGAAAGUCAUUAUUUCAUAACUAGGUAAGAACUAGGCAAUUUAGUACUCUCCUUGAAAAGCGAGAACUGUUUGCCGCCCCCCCCUCCAGUGAAAUUUUUCCAUAAUUACGUGCCACAAAAAUAAGUCAGAUUCUUAUAUUUAUUAGAUAAAGAAUAAGGUAGGGUGAAAACAUUAGGAUGGAAAAUUCCUGACUUGGAAGAAGCAAGAGAAAACACGUGCAGCAAUUCUGCUGAACGCUCUCACACAAGUCCUCCUAAUUUGUGAUGUCCGCAAUAUGAGCUCGAGGGUUUGACUGAGGGUGUAUUGAAAGCCACCUUUUCACUGCUAACAUAACUAUAUUCUGAAACCGGCGGAGGCUUUGUUUGUUCAAAAAAGGGGGCCGGUGACGAGUUUUAGGCACAGGUUUAUCCAGUUUGAUCAUCAUAUUGUCUUUUUGUUUUUGGUUUCAGCCGGUUGAGUGUGAGAGAGAUUCUUUUCUAGCAACUCUUUGUUUUGCGCUGUGUCUCCUGGGAAGAAGAGCAUUAGGGACUGCUUCACAUCCACAGUCUGCCAGGUUUGUUAAUGCAGAGCGUGACUUUCAAAUUAGAGUUAGGUUGACUAAAAAAGUUGUCGUGAACGAUUUUAAGAGUUAAGAUACUCGGUAGAACCUCAUUAAUUUUUGGCCGCCAUUUCCACUGACGAACAUUUUUCAGAUUUCUCUCGUCAGCUCACUCGAUUUACGCGGCAGUUUUUUAAAUGAAUUUGACAUGUCUGUAGCAACGAAAUACCUGCUGGGGUUAAAGACCUGAUGAGUGUUGGGCUCGGUCGUAGAGGAGAGAAAGGUGUUAUUCUUUUCUUUCACUAGCUCGGAAGAAGAAAAAGUAUGAGUCGAUCCGCACUGCGUCCUUUCGAAGAUACGGAGUUUUGUUCAUUCGGUAAAUUAUUAUUAACGUUCGUGAAAAUAAACUUCGAAAAUGCGAGAUAAGUGAUUCCCUUCUGGGCGAUCAAAAAAAAUGAAUUUCAAGUCGCCAAACAGAAACGUGACAAAAGAAACCUGAUGAUUAUCAUUGUGCGGAUGUAUAAAGCAAAUCUCGUAACAGACAUUUAAUUGAGAAACGUGUAAUAAUAACUAAGAAGAUAAGAGGAUUUCAUCAUUAUUUAACUGCCUCUCACUUUUCAACCAGCCUGGAAUCAUUUUUGUACGGUCUACACGCCCUGUUUAAAGGAGAUUUUCGAAUCACUGACGCCAAGGAUGAAUGGGUGUUUGCUGACAUGGAUCUGUUACGAAAAAUUGUUGCACCUGGAGUGCGCAUGUCACUAAAACUGCACCAGGUAAGAAGUAAUGAGAUAUUAAAGGCUCAACUAGAAUAUUGUUGCGCAUAAAAAAUUGAUAGUGCGCUUGGAUGGUUAAAAUAUUUAGUUAAUUGAAAGACAAGGCAGACGAAUUUAAAAAACUUUAACACAGAAAUUUUUUUCUUUUCAAAUCGGGAAAUGUAAACAAGAAAUUCUUUUACUCUGACCGCAACUUUUCGAGAUUCUUACUACGCUGGUUACUUUUCCGUAGUUUCCCUUGUCACGAUAUUUUUAAGGAAAUGUGAAGACCAGUACUUUGAUAGUGAGGUUACAUUCCUCUCUUGCUACAAACAUCACCCCUAUUUUACAAUGUACUCUCUGAGGGAAAUACGCCACACAUUCAAAUCAUUUUUACAUUUUUAAAACAAAAUAACCCGUUAUGUUUUUACUCUCGUCUUUCAGGAUCACUUUACCUCUCCAGACGAGUACGACGAACUUUCAGUUUUAUACGAUGCCAUAACAGCUCACGAACAAAACAUGGUCAUUUCACAUGAAGGAGAUCCAAAAUGGAGACAGGCCGUGCUUGCUAAUACUCAGUCCUUGUUGGCGCUCAGGUCAGCUUUUAAAUAGAAGCGCGUUCAUAGGGCGCUGACUAGUAAAAGAUGGACGAACACACCGGCUAAUUAAGUGGAGACUUCAAUUUCUUUUUCAUUUAAUAAUGCUAUCAGAAUAACGUAAUGACAGAUCGUGUUGGACAGUUUUGAUUUAUAAAGGAAAUUUUCUUCAUGACAUGAGCGGUCUGGCCGUCCACUUCAUUUGGGAGUUCGGGAGUUUAAGGUGUCUCUUCGGCGACGUGUGGUUACUUAUUUUCCUGUAAUCCUUUCGCUAAUAGCUCGAUACGUUAAUCGUUUCUGACGCUUCGACAUCUUCACUGCGGCACAACAUGUGACUGUAGUAUUGAGUUCAAAGUGAAAACUUGACUAAAUUUCUGCCGAGGUUUAUUUAGAUCUUAUCUUUUGCUACGUUCUUGUUGCCGCCGUCGUCAUCGUUGUCUUAACGUCCUUAACUGAAUCGGAACGGUGUCGAUCUCGGGAAAUCUGUACUUCCUGGAACAAAUAAUAUCUGCGGACAAAUUCCCGAGCAAAUUUUCGUGGCAAGUGGAUGCUGUUGUUCAGUCAGCUUAUCGUAAUUCCCUCAAGUUAUUUUAACUGUAGGGCAUCACCUUCAGAAUCAUUAGUGAUUCGAAUUUCAAUUAAAUAAGUGUAUGACGACUGAAUUUUAUAGGAAAUAAGACGUUUUGAAACAGUUGGCUCCAUUAGCGGUAAUAUUUCGUCAAUGUUUUGUAAGAGGAAGGCGAAGACACUCGAGACACUUUUCUUUCCUCAGGCAUGUGUUUGAUGAUGGAACAGACGAGUACAAGAUUAUCAUGCUCAACAAGAGAUAUUUAAGUUUUAGAGUAAUUAAAGUGAGUAUUGGAGUAAUUCUUCUACUUGAAUAUAACUGUAGGAAAUGGAAACUCUACCCAUCUCUUAAUGAUUAAAUACUUCAUAUUUUGGUGCCAAACGCACAAAAAUGAAAAGGGAAAAUAUUUAGGAAAACGAAGUACAACAAUAAUGGAUUUACAUGUGCCUUUUAAAAACUGGUCGAAGAUAUAGCUGGUAGUCUUAACUUGUGGCAGUGCUUAACCCUUUACACCCUAACAUCACUAUGCAUAUUCUCCAUACUGUUCUGUAUAUAUUUCCUAAGGUGCUGACAAGGAGAAUUUGAUCAGCAAUCAAGAGCUUCAUGACUUGGUGAUCAUUUCCUUCGUUGUCGUGAUCCUUAUGUGUGACUCGGGGUGAUAUUGAAAGGACAAUUAGAUAUUAUUCUCUUCUAGAAGUCAAAUGGUUCAAUGCUAUUUUUUCCCCUUGCCUUGUAGGUCAAUCGCGAGUGUGUUCGAGGUUUGUGGGCAGGACAACUUCAAGAACUGAUCUUCCUCAGGAAUCGGAAUCCAGAGCGUGGCUCGAUUCAGAACGCUAAACAAGCGCUGAGGAACAUUAUUAAUUCAGUGUGUGAUCAGCCAAUAGGAUAUCCAAUAUAUGUGUCACCACUAACAACAUCAUAUGCGGACUCAAACCCACAACUAGCUAAAGUUGUUGGAGGUCCUUUGAGUUUCAAUGGCAUUGCUGGUUGUCUCGGCCGUCUGUGGCAUCGUAUACGCAUGCGUUGUGGCGCCACUUGUCAAAGCGGUGGAGACAUCACGGGUGCAAAUGUGCCGGAAGUUUCUAUUGGGCCAACUUUUACGGAACGUUGUACGAGCUUCCGUGAGGGCCCCGUGUACAUUAGUACCCGAGGAUCGACGCCAAGUUCCUCAUUUAAUCGGGGGCAACAGGGGUUCCGAACAAGUCAAAGAUCUACGGCGAGCUCGGGCUCUAAGAGACCUAGUACAUUAUCCGUGAGCAUAGCUCAGCACCAAAUGCCUCAGCUCCAGAGUCCCGGGGCUGCAUCCGCGGAGGGCCUGACACAACGUGUACGGAUUAUUGACCGCGGGCAGGUUUAUGAUAGCAUUAACCUGGGGCGGAGAAUUGAUGUUCAGUGGCCCUCAGAACUUAUGAGGGAACACGGAGGAAGAUCUUAUUGGAAGGACUGGAACCCAGUGGAAGGUGUUGAGGGGAUUGUGGUACAUCGAUGGACACCGUGCCACAGGGACCCUGCGCGAAGAAGCCAUGUUGAUCGGCCUAUUGUAUUGGUUAAGAUUGAUGACAAGUUUGUACCGAUAGCCGAAGCGGGAGUCGUGGACGCUGGAAUAGAAGUGUAG
Pocillopora meandrina is the source of this 24708-nucleotide messenger RNA. NCBI's taxonomy places the organism in Eukaryota, Metazoa, Cnidaria, Anthozoa, Scleractinia, Pocilloporidae. The record is from the annotation of a GenBank genome assembly.